Messenger RNA from Sarcophilus harrisii (Tasmanian devil), 1835 nucleotides. RefSeq names its product double C2 domain alpha (gene DOC2A). Bases 163 to 1392 code for a protein of 409 amino acids. Lineage: Eukaryota; Metazoa; Chordata; Mammalia; Dasyuromorphia; Dasyuridae. The record is from RefSeq and is a predicted model, not a curated record. Gene Ontology annotation, cellular component: membrane. The transcript has 11 exons.
CACAAGCACGCACAGCCGGACUCCUUCCCUCCACCUCUGGAAUCUCCUCCUAUCUCUGCGCUCCCUGCUGCUACCUCUCCCUGCAGCUCCCGAGGCUUCCUUUCUGCUGUCCCCCUGGUUCUCAAGCACCUGUUGGACCACAGAGACAGGGGAGACGUGUGAAUGAGGGGCCGGAGGGGUGACCGGAUGACCAUCAACAUCCAGGAGCACAUGGCCAUCAACGUGUGUCCUGGCCCCAUUCGGCCCAUUCGGCAGAUCUCUGACUAUUUUCCUCGACUAGGGCCUGAGGGUGUCGGAAGUGGAGCAGACCCCCAAGCCCAGCUCUCCCCAGGGGCUGGGGCUGCAGCUACACCCAGCCUAACGCCCCUGGCUCUGUCUCCCGGGGCUGGUAUCCGAGGGGCUGGGGCCUCUGAGGAGGGGGCUGAAGUGGACAGCUAUGACUCAGAUGACACCACUGCCCUGGGCACCCUAGAAUUUGACCUUCUCUAUGACCAGGCAACCUGUACUCUCCAUUGCAGCAUCCUCAGGGCUAAGGGCCUCAAGCCCAUGGACUUCAAUGGCUUGGCUGAUCCCUACGUCAAACUGCAUCUCCUGCCAGGGGCCUGCAAGGCCAACAAACUGAAGACCAAGACUCAGAGGAACACACUGAACCCCGUGUGGAAUGAAGACUUAAUGUAUCGAGGGAUUACUGAUGAGGACAUCACCAGAAAGGUGCUCAGGAUCUCUGUCUGUGACGAGGACAAGCUGAGCCACAAUGAGUUCAUUGGGGAGACCCGGAUACCACUUCGCCGUCUCAAACCUUCCCAGAAGAAGCACUUUAAUAUCUGUCUGGAGCGACAGGUCCCGCUGGCAUCCCCUUCCUCUAUGACAGCAGCCCUGAGAGGGAUUUCCUGUUAUCUGAAAGAGCUGGAGAGAGCAGAACAGAGCCAGGGGCUGCUGGAGGAACGGGGUCGCAUCUUGCUCAGGCUCACCUACAGCUCUCACCGUCGUGGGCUGCUUGUGGGUAUUGUUCGAUGCGCCCAUCUUGCAGCCAUGGAUGUCAACGGCUACUCAGACCCCUACGUCAAGACGUACCUGAGGCCAGAUAUAGAGAAGAAAUCGAAGCACAAAACAUCUGUGAAGAAGAAAACUCUGAAUCCGGAGUUUAAUGAGGAAUUCUUCUACGAGAUGGAGCUCCCGGCUCUGGCCACGAAGACCUUAGAGGUCACGGUCUGGGACUACGACAUUGGCAAAUCUAAUGACUUCAUUGGUGGAGUGUCCUUGGGCCCCAAUUCACGGGGAGAGGCCUUGAAGCACUGGAGGGACUGCCUUCGACAAUCAGAUGUGACCCUGGAACGCUGGCACACCCUGACCAGCGAACUGCCUCCCGCUGCUGCCUCCUUUUCUACCUAAACCCCACAAAGAUCCCAGCCAACCAGCCCCACGGACACAAGCUAGUUCCUAAUAGAGAAAGCAAGAGACCAUGGGAAACCAGGGGCUUCAGUUGGGUAGCUUCCCUUCACUCUUGGAAAGUCAAGAGCUAGAAGGGGUGGGAAGAAGGAAACUAAGCUCUGUUAUUUCCCUGGGCUCAGGAAAGAGCAGAAAACUGAUUAAGCCUUUUGAGAAAGAGGCCCUCAAGAACCUUAGCAAGAGUGGGGAAGAAAGAGGGGGCAAGGAACAGCCCCUUCUUGGGGGGAGGGGGGAACCACAGGGCCAUGUGAUUGUUACUCAACUUCGCACGAGUGUGUUGCACGUUUACAUGGGGGUGGGGGUGGGAGAAGCUUCUCCCUCUCCCCCCUCAACACUUCUUGUCUUAUUUUGUGAGAUUCACUUUGUUACUGUGGGGAUGUCUUUUU